AUGGCAAGGAAGAAAUUUAGUGGAUUAGAAAUCUCCCUCAUUGUCCUCUUUGCAAUAGUUACUAUAAUAGCUAUUGCCCUAGUUGUUGUUUUAGCAACUAAAACACCUGCGGUUGAUGAAUUGAGUCAUCCUACUUCAACUCCAGCUGGUGUAGGAAAAUGUCCUGCUGCAUUAAAUGAUCCCAUCAAUGAGAGAAUAAGCUGCAUUCCAGACCAAUUUCCAACAGAGGCAAUCUGUGCACAACGAGGCUGCUGCUGGAGGCCACGGAAUGACUCUAUUGUUCCUUGGUGCUUCUUCUCGGAUAACCAUGGCUAUAAUGCGGAAGAAUCAACCACAAGUAGUACUGGACUUGAAACCAAAUUAAACAGGAUAGCUUCUCCUACACUAUUUGGAAAGGACAUUAAUAACGUCCUCCUUACAACUCAAAGUCAGACACCCAAUCGUUUCCGGUUCAAGAUUACAGAUCCAAAUAGUAGAAGAUAUGAAGUUCCUCAUCAGUUUGUAAAAGAAUUUACUGGACCCACAUCUUCUGAAACACUGUAUGAUGUACAAGUUCAAAAAAAUCCUUUCAGCAUCAAAGUUAUUAGGAAAAGCAAUAGCAGAAUUUUAUUUGAUACCAGCAUUGGUCCCCUGGUGUACUCUGACCAAUAUUUACAGAUUUCAACCAGACUUCCCAAUGAAUAUAUUUAUGGAAUUGGAGAGCAUAUUCAUAAGAGAUUCCGUCAUGAUUUAUAUUGGAAAAGAUGGCCAAUAUUUACUCGGGAUCAACUUCCGGGUGAUAAUAAUAAUAAUUUAUAUGGCCAUCAGACAUUCUUCAUGUGCAUUGAAGACACUUCUGGAAAGUCAUUUGGUGUUUUCUUAAUGAACAGCAAUGCAAUGGAGAUUUUCAUCCAGCCUACUCCAAUAGUAACUUAUAGAGUUACUGGUGGCAUUCUGGACUUUUAUAUCUUCCUAGGAGAUACUCCAGAACAAGUAGUUCAACAGUAUCAAGAGCUCAUUGGACUACCAGCAAUGCCUGCCUAUUGGAGUCUUGGAUUCCAACUGAGUCGCUGGAAUUAUACAUCAUUAGAUGUAGUGAAAGAAGUAGUGCAAAGAAACAGGGAAGCUGGCAUACCUUUUGAUACACAAGUCACUGACAUUGACUAUAUGGAAGACAAGAAAGACUUUACUUAUGAUCAAGUAGCCUUUAAAGGGCUCCCUGAAUUUGUUGAAGAUUUGCAUAACCAUGGGCAGAAAUACGUUAUUAUCUUGGACCCUGCAAUUUCUAUUGAAAAACGUGCUAAUGGAACAGCAUAUGAAACUUAUGAGAGAGGAAAUGCACAGAAAGUGUGGGUGAACAAGUCAGAUGGAAUUACUCCAAUUAUUGGAGAGGUAUGGCCAGGAUUAUCUGUAUAUCCUGAUUUCACUAAUCCAAACUGCAUAAAUUGGUGGGCAAAUGAAUGCAGUGAUUUUCAUCAAACAGUGAACUAUGAUGGACUUUGGAUUGACAUGAAUGAAGUUUCCAGCUUUGUUCAAGGUUCAACAGAAGGGUGCAGUGAGAAUAGUUUGAAUUAUCCACCUUUUACUCCUGAUAUUCUUGACAAACUCAUGUAUUCUAAAACACUUUGCAUGGAUGCUCUGCAAAACUGGGGGAAACAAUAUGAUGUUCACAGCCUGUAUGGAUACAGCAUGGCUAUAGCCACAGAGAAAGCUGUAGAAAAAGUUUUUCCUAAUAAGCGAAGCUUCAUUCUCACCCGGUCAACUUUUGCUGGAUCUGGACAUCAUGCUGCACAUUGGUUAGGAGAUAAUACUGCUUCUUGGGAACAAAUGGAAUGGUCUAUCACAGGAAUGUUGGAGUUCAGUUUGUUUGGAACACCUUUGGUUGGAGCAGAUAUUUGUGGAUUUGAGGCUAAUACUACAGAAGAGCUUUGCAGAAGAUGGAUGCAACUUGGAGCAUUUUAUCCAUUUUCUAGAAAUCAUAAUGCUGAUGGAUAUCAGCAUCAGGAUCCGGCAUUUUUUGGACAGAAUUCGCUUCUGGUCAAAUCAUCAAGACACUAUUUAAAUAUUCGCUAUACCUUAUUACCUUUCCUCUAUACUCUGUUUUAUAAAGCCCAUAUGUUUGGAGAAACAGUAGCAAGACCAGUUCUUCAUGAGUUUUAUGAGGAUACAAGCAGCUGGAUUGAGGAUACUGAGUUUUUAUGGGGCCCUGCAUUACUUAUCACUCCUGUUUUGAAACAGGGAGCAGAAUCAGUGAAUGCAUUCAUACCUGAUGCUACUUGGUAUGACUACGAAACUGGUGCAAAAAGGCCAUGGAGAAAACAGCGGGUUGAUAUUCCUCUUCCAGCAGAUAAGAUAGGGUUACAUCUCAGAGGAGGUUAUAUCAUCCCUACCCAAGAACCAGCAGUAACAACAACAGCAAGCCGUAAGAAUCCUCUAGGACUCAUUAUUGCAUUAAAUGAAAGUAACAUGGCACAAGGAGACUUUUUCUGGGAUGAUGGAGAAAGUAAAGACUCCAUAGAGAAGGGCAACUAUAUAUUAUAUACAUUUUCAGUUUCUAAUAACAAUUUGAAUAUUGUAUGCUCACAUGCAUCAUAUCAAGAAGGAACUACCUUAGCAUUUGAAACUAUUAAAGUCCUUGGGUUGACAGAUACUGUUACAGAAGUUAAAGUGGAAGAAAAUGGACAGCCAGUGAUUCUUCACAGCAAUUUUACUUAUGAUGCUUCCAACCAGAUUCUCUUAAUUAGAAGUCUCAACUUAAAACUUGGAAAAAGCUUUAUGGUUAGAUGGAAUCAAGUUUUCACUGAAAAUGAGAGAUUUACUUGUUAUCCAGAUGCAGACGAAGUAACUGAACCAAAGUGCAUACAGCGUGGUUGUUUAUGGCAAACGGCCUUAUCCAGUGCUCCUCCGUGUUACUUUCCUAAACAAUACAACCCUUAUGUAGUCACCUCAACUCAGUAUUUACCAACGGGUAUAACAGCUGACCUUCAGUGGAAUACUGGAAAUGCUAAGAUAGCGCUACCAUCUGUUUCCAUUUCAACUCUGCGUGUGGAGGUGAAAUAUCACAAAAAUGAUAUGCUGCAGUUUAAGAUUUAUGAUCCCCAGAAUAAGAGAUAUGAAGUUCCAGUACCAUUAAACAUUCCAACCACUCCAACAAGUACUUAUGAAAACAGACUUUAUGAUGUUGAAAUCAAGGAAAAUCCUUUUGGCAUCCAGAUUAGACGGAGAAGCAGUGGAAGAGUUAUUUGGGAUUCUCGAGUGCCUGGAUUUGCAUUUAAUGACCAGUUCAUUCAAAUAUCUACUCGUCUGCCAUCAGAAUAUAUAUAUGGUUUUGGGGAAACGGAACAUACAGCAUUUAAAAGAAAUCUGAACUGGCAUACUUGGGGAAUGUUCACAAGAGACCAACCCCCUGGUUAUAAAUUUAAUUCCUAUGGAUUUCAUCCCUAUUAUAUGGCUCUGGAAGAUGAAGGCAAUGCCCAUGGAGUUCUCUUACUCAACAGCAAUGCAAUGGAUGUUACCUUUCAGCCAACUCCUGCUCUAACCUACCGGAUAAUUGGAGGGAUCUUGGAUUUCUACAUGUUUUUGGGUCCAACUCCAGAAGUUGCCACAAAGCAAUACCAUGAAGUAAUUGGCCAACCAGUCAUGCCACCUUAUUGGGCUUUAGGAUUCCAACUGUGUCGUUAUGGGUACAGAAAUACGUCAGAGAUUGAGGAAUUAUAUGAUGCAAUGGUGGCUGCUGGUGUCCCCUAUGAUGUUCAAUAUACAGACAUUAAUUACAUGGAAAGGCAACUAGACUUCACAAUUGGUGAAAACUUCCAUGACCUUCCUCAAUUUGUUGACAGAAUAAGAGGAGAAGGAAUGAGAUACAUUAUCAUCCUGGAUCCAGCAAUUUCAGGAAAUGAAACAAAGCCCUACCCUCCAUUUGAAAGAGGAAUGGAAAAAGAUGUCUUUGUCAAAUGGCCUAAUACCAGUGAAAUUUGUUGGGCAAAGGUUUGGCCAGAUUUGCCCAAUGUAACUAUAGAUGAGUCAAUUACUGAAGAUGAAGCUGUUAAUGCUUCCAGAGCUCAUGUAGCUUUUCCAGAUUUCCUCAGGAACUCCACAGCAGAGUGGUGGACAAGGGAAAUUUUAGAUUUCUACAAUGACCAGAUGAAGUUUGAUGGCUUGUGGAUUGAUAUGAAUGAGCCAUCAAGUUUUGUACAUGGAACAACUACCAAUCAAUGCAGAAAUAAAGAUCUAAAUUAUCCACCUUAUUUUCCAGAACUUACAAAAAGAACAGAGGGAUUACAUUUUAGAACUAUGUGCAUGGAAACUGAACAAAUUCUUAGUGAUGGAUCACCAGUUUUACAUUAUGAUGUUCACAAUCUAUAUGGAUGGUCACAAAUGAAACCUACAUAUGAUGCAGUGCAGAAGACCACUGGUAAAAGAGGGAUUGUUAUUUCACGUUCCACGUAUCCUACUGGUGGAAGAUGGGGGGGACACUGGCUUGGAGACAACUAUGCACAAUGGGACAAUUUGGACAAAUCCAUCAUAGGUAUGAUGGAAUUUAGUCUCUUUGGAAUAUCAUAUAUUGGAGCAGACAUCUGUGGUUUCUUCAACAAUUCUGAAUAUCAUCUCUGUGCCCGCUGGAUGCAACUUGGAGCAUUUUAUCCAUACUCAAGAAAUCACAACAUUGCAUUUACUAGAAGACAAGAUCCUGUUUCUUGGAAUGAAACUUUUGCUGCAAUGUCAAAGCGUAUUCUAGAAAUUAGAUAUACUUUAUUGCCCUAUUUUUAUACACAAAUGCAUGAAGUUCAUGUUCAUGGUGGCACUGUUAUCCGACCCCUUUUGCAUGAGUUCUUUGAGGAAAAGCCAACUUGGGAUAUAUACAAGCAAUUCUUGUGGGGUCCAGCAUUUUUGGUCACCCCUGUGUUGGAUCCUGUAAGUUCCACCACAUAAGGCUAUAUCCCUAAUGCUCGGUGGUUUAACUACUAUACUGGUGAAGAUAUAGGUUUCAGAGGAAAAAAUAGUACAUUUCCAACUGACUGGGAUAAAAUAAAUCUACAUGUUAGAGGUGGUUACAUCCUACCAUGCCAAGAGCCUGCUCAAAACACAUUUUAUAGAAGGCGAACCAACACCUAUGAAAGAGACCUAUACUUCUUGGUACAAUUUAAUUUAAAAGAGAAAACUUUGACAAGCACUGUACUGAAAAAUGGUUACAUAAAUAAAAGUGAAAUGAGGCUUGGAUCUGUCCAUGUAUGGGGGAAAGGAAAUGUUCCUGUCACUGGAGUCAACUUGAUAUAUAAUGGAAACACAGUACCACUUAGAUUUGAAAACCUAGAAAAAGAGAAUAUUGACCUUAAAGACAAAAAUGUUACUCUUGAUGAACCAUUUGAAAUCAGCUGGUCAUGA
Molecule: messenger RNA, 5364 nt
Organism: Marmota flaviventris (yellow-bellied marmot)
Lineage: Eukaryota; Metazoa; Chordata; Mammalia; Rodentia; Sciuridae
Source: RefSeq, a predicted model, not a curated record